AUGUCGUCUCCCAGCAAAGCGUCGUUCGGCGACUACUUCCAAUACCUUUUCCCCAUCCUCACCACCGGCUUUGCCUAUGGCUGGGAAAAUGGAUCGUUGGGCGGCAUUCUGGCCAUGCCUCAAUUCCUCGAUUACUUCAAUAACCCAUCCGCCUUUCGUCAAGGUGUACUCACGGCUGGUCUUCAAGCCGGCGAGUUCGGCGGCUCCUUGACUCUGGGAUACUUGCUGGCCGAUCGACUAGGCCGUCGCUUUACCAUCCUCACCGCCAUCACUAUUUACAUUAUCGGCCAGAUCAUCCUUGUUGCCUCCGUCUCGCAGGCGCAAUUCAUCGCAGCGCGUGUCAUCAACGGUUUCGGCGCAGGUGCUCUCUUCCAAACCAUGUCUCUCUACACUGCCGAGAUCUCCCCACCACAAGUGCGCGGUCGGACGACCGCCGUGCUCAACACCGGUAUUGGACUGGGCCUUAUGAUCGCCUACUGGGUGCAGUAUGGAACUUCAAGACUUUCUGGCGGUGCAGCGUGGCGCUUGCCCUUGGGCCUGCAACUUGUGCCCGCCGCGAUCAUCGGCAUUCACAUGUUCUUCCGACCGGAAUCGCCCCGUUGGUUGGUGCGGCACAAUCGCGAUGACGAGGCGUUGAGGGUGCUGGCCCAAUUGCACGCUCAUGGCGAUGAGUCGAAUACCCUCGUCCAGGCCGAGUACUUGGAGAUCCGUGUUGCCGUGGACUAUGAGGCAGAGCUGCAGCAGAAGACGCCGUCGUAUUUCCAGUUGAUCUGUGGGAAGAAGUAUCGACGACGCACAGCGCUUGGCGUAGGUGCUCAAUUCCUGCAGCAAAUUUCUGGGCCGAAUAUUGUACUAUACUACGCCUCCAAAGUCUUCGCCCAAACCGGCACAGUCGGCACGCAAGCCACGCUGCUAGCAAACGGCAUCGGCGGCGCCAUCCUCUUCGUCUCCAGCCUGCAACUCAACAUCAUGAUGGACAAGUACGGCCGGCGCAAACCCCUCAUCUUCGGCCCCUUUGCAAUGGGCGUCUGCUUGAUCGUCGUCGGAUCUAUGCUCGUUGGCUUCGGCUCCCCUUACUUCGACCCUACCACGCAAUCCGUCAACUUCUCUUUCAAGAACAAGUCGGCCGGCCAUGCGGCUAUUGCAUUCAUGUUCUUGUACGAGGCCUUCUUUGGCGGCGCGUACUCCUCUGUUCCUUGGACGUAUCCUAACGAGGUGUUCUCAAUCGAGUCCAGAGCGCGCGGAACGGCACUAUCAACAGCGACAAACUGGUUCUGCAACUUCUGGCUCGGCCUGUACAUCCCCACCGCCCUCAACGAGGCCUCGUGGCGCCUCUACUUCAUCUUCGGCGGCAUCUGCAUCGGCAUCUCGAUCGUGUCGUACCUCUUCUACCCGGAGACGGCGCGCCGCUCGCUGGAAGAGCUGGAGCUGCUGUUCGUCCCGUCGCGCAGCGCCUUCGUCUUCCUCGACAAAGACGCCACGACGAAGCGCAGCCUGCUCGCGCACGACAUUACGGAGGAUCCGCAGGAGGCGGCGCACGAGCUCAAGAAGGCGCUGGGCGCCGAGGCCGUGCAUGUAGACGCGGUGUACGAGGCGUAG
This is a messenger RNA of Neohortaea acidophila, 1599 nucleotides long. Its product is annotated as putative sugar transporter. Gene Ontology annotation, molecular function: carbohydrate:proton symporter activity. Gene Ontology annotation, biological process: carbohydrate transport; transmembrane transport. Lineage: Eukaryota; Fungi; Ascomycota; Dothideomycetes; Mycosphaerellales; Teratosphaeriaceae. The coding region runs from base 1 to 1599 and encodes 532 amino acids. Gene Ontology annotation, cellular component: membrane. The transcript has 3 exons. The record is from RefSeq and is a predicted model, not a curated record.